This is a messenger RNA of Phyllostomus hastatus (greater spear-nosed bat), 3036 nucleotides long. It is a transcript of the gene SLC11A2, whose product is annotated as solute carrier family 11 member 2. Gene Ontology annotation, molecular function: iron ion transmembrane transporter activity; cadmium ion transmembrane transporter activity; manganese ion transmembrane transporter activity. The coding region runs from base 181 to 1884 and encodes 567 amino acids. The transcript has 17 exons. Gene Ontology annotation, cellular component: plasma membrane. The record is from RefSeq and is a predicted model, not a curated record. Gene Ontology annotation, biological process: metal ion transport. Lineage: Eukaryota; Metazoa; Chordata; Mammalia; Chiroptera; Phyllostomidae.
GGGAAUUCAGGGAAUCCAGCCAAUAGGAGUGCGCGGCUGCUGUGCAAUCGGCCAAUGGCGGGGCGUGUAGGGGUUGGAUGGCUUGGCGCUGGGUCCAGGACUAUGGAGCCGCUGGCGUGGGUACAGCUUGUCUGGUGACUGCGGGGCUGGUAAGGCAAAGAAUCCUAUUCUAAGAACACCAUGGUGCUGGGUCCUGAACAGAAGACACCAGAUGAUGAUGCUUCUGAGGACCAUGGGGACUUGGCCCAUCUUGGUGCCAUCAACCCUGCCUAUAGCGACUCCUCCCUCCCACAGUCCACCGGGAGCUCGAAUGAGCCCUUCACCACCUAUUUUGAUGAGAAGAUUGCCGUUCCUGAGGAGGAGUACUCAUGCUUUAGCUUUCGUAAACUCUGGGCUUUCACGGGACCAGGCUUUCUUAUGAGCAUUGCCUACCUGGAUCCAGGCAACAUCGAAUCGGAUCUGCAGUCCGGAGCAGUGGCUGGGUUUAAGCUGCUCUGGGUUCUUCUGCUGGCCACCAUCGUGGGGCUCCUGUUGCAGCGCCUGGCGGCGAGGCUGGGAGUGGUCACUGGGAUGCACCUUGCCGAAGUGUGUCACCGUCAGUAUCCCAAGGUUCCACGGAUUAUCCUGUGGCUGAUGGUGGAGCUGGCUAUCAUUGGCUCGGACAUGCAGGAAGUCAUUGGCUCGGCCAUUGCCAUCAAUCUCCUGUCUGUAGGAAGGGUUCCCCUGUGGGGUGGAGUACUCAUCACAAUUGCAGAUACCUUCGUAUUUCUCUUUUUGGACAAAUAUGGCUUGCGGAAGCUGGAAGCAUUUUUUGGCUUUCUCAUCACUGUUAUGGCCCUCACAUUUGGAUACGAGUACAUCACAGUGAGGCCCAACCAGAGCGACGUCCUCAAGGGCAUGUUCGUGCCGUCCUGUUCCGACUGUGGCACCCCACAGGUGCAGCAGGCCGUGGGCAUCGUGGGAGCUGUCAUCAUGCCACACAACAUGUACCUGCAUUCUGCCUUAGUCAAGUCCAGACAGGUAAACCGAGCCAAAAAGGAGGAGGUCCGAGAAGCCAAUAAGUACUUUUUCAUCGAGUCCUGCAUUGCUCUCUUUGUUUCCUUCAUCAUCAAUGUCUUCGUCGUCUCAGUCUUUGCCGAAGCAUUUUAUUGGAAGACCAACCAGCAGGUGAUUGAAGUCUGCAGGAACAGCAGCAGUCCCCACACCCACCUCUUCCCCGACGACAACUCGACGCUGGCCGUGGACAUCUACAAAGGGGGUGUUGUCCUGGGCUGCUUCUUCGGGCCCGCUGCCCUCUACAUCUGGGCGGUGGGCAUCCUGGCCGCAGGGCAGAGCUCCACCAUGACAGGAACCUACUCGGGCCAGUUCGUCAUGGAGGGAUUCCUGAACCUAAGAUGGUCACGCUUCGCCCGAGUGAUUCUGACCCGCUCCAUUGCCAUUAUCCCCACUCUGCUUGUUGCUGUUUUUCAAGAUGUAGAACAUCUCACGGGGAUGAAUGACUUCCUCAAUGUCCUGCAGAGCUUACAGCUUCCCUUUGCUCUCAUACCCAUCCUCACCUUUACGAGCUUGCGGCCAGUAAUGAGUGACUUUGCCAAUGGAAUAGGCUGGAGGAUUGCAGGCGGGAUCUUGGUCCUUAUCAUCUGUUGCAUCAACAUGUACUUUGUCGUGACUUACGUCCAGGAUCUAGGGCACAUGCUAUUGUAUGUGGUGGCAGCUGUGAUCAGUGUGGCCUAUCUGAGCUUUGUGUUUUACUUGAUCUGGCAAUGUUUGAUUGCAUUGGGCAUGUCCUUCCUGGAUUGUGGGCGCACGUUCCUGGGACUGGCAGCUCAGCCUGAACUCUACCUCCUGAACACCAUGGAUGCCGACUCACUUGUGUCUAGAUGACCGGCAGCCUGAGAGACUGUGUGCGAACCAUUUUCUCUUAGUCCGUUUGUGCCCAGGGCCCUGUUAACAUAUCUCUGUUAGUUCAGAGGUGAGUCUUGUUCAAUGUUCUGAACAAAAGGCAAAGAUUUCCUCAUGGGAAGGGUGUUAAAAGCUAUCAGCUGUUCAGUGUAGGUCAGAGACCCGCCCACUCACGGCAGUCCUGCCACGGCCAGAGUCAGUCGAUCGCCUGCGAGGGCCGCACCCCCUAUGGGCUCGUGCCUCAGCUGCUGCGAUUUAAAAAACAUAUAUGUGUAUGUACUCAUGUAAUCCUGAACGUGUCAGUUUGGGUCGAUUUUAAGAUGACAAAAAUUGAUAGGUCUUUUGUAUUUUUAAACAACAUCUCGCUCAGACAAAUGAGAUAUUUGUUUUGUCUGGAGCGCAAGUGAAAAAAAAAAAGGGCCUCAUGCUCUUCUUCAGCGGGAACUGGUCACACUGACUUCCCCCGUCAAGUGGUGCUCGCCGACGGCCGGUCGCAUUUCAGUCAGCUUUCCCCAGACCCUCAGGAACUACCGGUACUAGCACAUGAUUUCUACAGAAAACAUUUCUUACAUUUAGCAAUCAUAUUUAAUCCUAGUUACCAGUGUGCUUUACAAUUGUUAUCCUCUGUCGCUUUUCUUGAAUUUUUUUGAGAUAUGAUGGUAUUUUCCAAAGAGCUUAAUCCCUGGUAACAAGAUCCAGAAACUAAACUUGAAGCAACAAUCAGUUCCCAGGCUUCGUCGGGUGAGGCAGCCCAUUCUAGCAUUCGGCGGGGUCAGGCGUGAAAAGAAGAAACGCCUAGUAUUUAACUGUGUAAGCCCCAACAGAACAUAAUGGAGGGAUUCGUUUUCUUUUCUUCCCGCUUUUCCCAUUAGCACUCCAACAUCAUUUCUAGGUUCAAAGCAUAUUUCUAGGAGUGGCUUAUAUUUCUAACGUCCUAGAGAAUGCUAAGCGUUUUAUUUCAAGGUAUUUAUACCAAGUAAUAGUAUGAAAUUAGAACCAGGCUGGUACUUGGAAGAUUAGCCCACCUGUCACCAACUGCCUGCCUCCAUGUGGGUUAUAGAGUUUUUGAGCCCCCUUCUUAACCAGGAUUGUUUUUCUAUACAUUUUUUACAAUAAAAAUUUAAUAUUUAAAAA